This is a messenger RNA of Mucor velutinosus, 480 nucleotides long. RefSeq lists its product as uncharacterized. The transcript is spliced from 3 exons. The coding region runs from base 1 to 480 and encodes 159 amino acids. The record is from RefSeq and is a predicted model, not a curated record. Lineage: Eukaryota; Fungi; Mucoromycota; Mucoromycetes; Mucorales; Mucoraceae.
AUGCCAGAUGAAAGAAUACCUCGGUGGCAAUUUCGGAAAAAGAAGAAACUGGAGGCGAGACGUAAAAAACGACAAGAACACGUUGAAAAGCACAAACAUACAAAUAUACCUAUAGCAAAGGAAGCUGCAGAAUUUUCAUCAUCAAUCGCUAUCGCCGAAAAGCAGAAAUACGAGCAAGACAAACGCAAUUGGGAGGAGAGAGAAGGUCAAUUCAAGUUGGUGGAACUCGCAAAAAAGAAGGCUCGAGAAAGGGAGGAAAGAGCAAAGGCACUGGCACAGAAACGAUGGCAGGAUACGCUCAUGACGCUGCCAAUGCUUCCACACUCCUUCUCAAUUGGUGCUAGUGGUAAUUCGGAAAAGACCACCACAACGAAGCCAGGACCUUUUAAACAAUUUGUGCCAUCCAAAGAUGUCAGUAGUGUAGCAUUGAAAAAGACGUAUCGAGACCGAUUCUUGGAGAGAAAACUAAGCAAGCAAUAG